This is a messenger RNA of Angiostrongylus costaricensis, 1524 nucleotides long. Lineage: Eukaryota; Metazoa; Nematoda; Chromadorea; Rhabditida; Metastrongylidae. The record is from the annotation of a GenBank genome assembly.
UUCGCCUCCGAUGAUGAAGAGCGUCUUAUGAUGGAUGUGUUCCGUGGUUAUAAUUCACUUAUUCAGCCAGUUAAGAAUAUCAGUGACACACCUGUUAUUGUUAAAGUUGCUUUACAACUUGCUCUACUCAUUAAUGUUGACGAGAAGGAUCAAAUAAUGCACACAAAUGUCUGGUUGACGUUGAAAUGGCAUGACUUCCAAAUGCGUUGGAAUCCGGUGAAUUACGGUGAAAUCAAAGAGAUACGAGUGUCACCUGAUAAAGUUUGGCUGCCAGAUAUCGUUCUCUUCAACAACGCCGAUGGGAACUAUGAAGUUUCAUUUAUGUGUAACGUUGUCAUAAAUUAUCUUGGCGAUAUGCUUUGGGUACCACCGGCACUCUAUAAAAGUUCUUGUAUUAUAGACGUGGAGUUUUUUCCGUUUGAUGAACAAGUGUGCACAUUAAUGUUCGGCUCGUGGACUUACAGCGAGAAAGAGAUUAAACUUGAGUUCGAACAGGCUGAAUGGGUGGAUCUGUCCGAAUAUGCGCCGUCCUCCAUUUGGGAUGUGAUCGACGCGCCCGCGUCGCUAGUGAAUAAGAGGAGUCGGAUUGAGUUUCAGGUCAGAAUACGGCGUAAAACGUUGUUCUACACAGUCGUCCUAAUCAUUCCAACGGUUAUGAUGGUAUUUCUAAGCAUGGCUGUCUUCUUUCUUCCAACUGACUCAGGCAAAACUGCGGAAGACAGAGAUUUGAGGAACAGCACAGAAUUAUUUGCAGGAGAAAAAAUCACGCUGACAACCUACGUUCUGCUCUCUAUCGUCGUAUUCCUUCUACUGGUGUCAAAGAUUCUUCCACCAACCUCUAGUACUAUCCCACUCAUGGCGAAAUAUCUUUUGCUUACAUUUGUACUCAACGUCAUAACAAUCUUAGUUACCGUCAUCAUUAUUAACAUCUACUUCCGCAGUCCGAACACAUACCGUAUGCCGACAUGGGUGCGGAAACUUUUCCUCGAGUGGAUGCCUUUUGUAAUGUGUAUGCAACGACCGAAAUCGACUUCUCGAAAACAUGCCAAUAAGCGAAAAGGCGUCGCCCAGUUACCAGGGUUGGGGGCGUUCACUCUCAAUCCGGCUACUCAUCAUCCGUUUUGUCCAAGUGCCGACGAUAGAGCUACAUCCUCCAACAUAUUUGAUGGCACCAGCGAAAUUAUUCAAGAUCCAACCACGUCUGUGUACUACCCUUUGUCUGUACACGCAUUGCAAGCUAUUGAUGCUAUCGAAUACAUUGCCGAAUACCUAAAACAAGAUGAAGAGUACAAAAUUUAUCGUGAUGAGUGGAAAUUUGUGGCCAUGAUUAUCGAUCGAUUACUUUUGUACGUGUUCUUCGGUAUCACCGCUGGUGGAGCAUGUGGAAUUCUAUUCAGUGCACCGUACGUAUUUCAAGGUAAUCAGCCGGUGCUACAGAUUAGAACAAAAAUCUGGAAUGGGAUACUUAAUUGCCGCUCUUUCGUUUUCCACAAGGCUACAGAUAGGCAGGCGUAUAGAGUGUAG